Molecule: messenger RNA, 945 nt
Organism: Trichosurus vulpecula (common brushtail)
Lineage: Eukaryota; Metazoa; Chordata; Mammalia; Diprotodontia; Phalangeridae
Product: olfactory receptor 5D18-like
Exons: 1
Coding region: 1-945 (314 amino acids)
Biological process (GO): sensory perception of smell; G protein-coupled receptor signaling pathway
Cellular component (GO): membrane
Molecular function (GO): G protein-coupled receptor activity; odorant binding; olfactory receptor activity
Source: RefSeq, a predicted model, not a curated record
AUGGUCAGCCCUGACAAGAAUCAAAGUAGUGUGGUCAUCUUCAUCCUCUUAGGAUUCUCUGAUUAUCCAGAGCUGCAGGUGCCCCUCUUUCUACUGUUCCUUACUGUCUAUGCAGUCGCUGUGGUGGGGAAUGUGGGCAUGAUUGUGGUCAUCAAGAUCAAUCCCAAACUUCACACCCCCAUGUACUUUUUCCUCAAGCACUUGUCCUUUGUGGAUUUCUGUUACUCCACUGUAGUUAUACCAAAACUACUAGAAAACUUAGUUGUAGAAGACAGAAGUGUCUCCAUCAAAGUCUGCAUCACACAGUUUUUCUUUGGUGUCACCUCUGCGGUGACAGAGAGUGUCAUGUUGGCAGUGAUGGCCUAUGACCGCUUUGUUGCUAUAUGCUAUCCAUUGCUAUAUACAGUUUCCGUGUCCCCAAAAUUCUGUACCCUGCUAGUGACUGUGGCAUAUUCCUGGGGCACAGCUUCUUCAGUUGUACUUACUUACUCAAUUCUUGUACUGUCAUUUUGUGAGACCAAAAUCAUUAAUAACUUUGUAUGUGAAUAUUCUGUCUUCCUAUCUGCUUCCUGCUCUGAUAUACACUUCACUGAGUUAAUAUUUUCUAUCAUUGCAAAUCUCAGUGCAUUUUGCACCCUCACCAUUAUCCUUACAUCUUAUCUUAUUAUUUUUGUCACAAUCCUCAAAAUGCAUUCAGCUAGUGGGAGAUCUAAAGCUUUCUCCACUUGUGCCUCCCACUUGAUGGCUGUAACCAUCUUCUAUGGCACCAUCCUCUUUCUCUAUUGUAUUCCUAAUUCCCAAAACUCAUGGCUUUUAGUCAAAGUAGGAUCUGUUUUUUAUGCUGUAGUGAUUCCUAUGCUAAAUCCCUUAAUAUAUAGUCUAAGGAACCAUGAGGUAAAGCAAACCUUUAGGAAAUUAAUGGAUCUCAAAAUCAUUUCUCAUUAA